Ctenocephalides felis (cat flea) is the source of this 915-nucleotide messenger RNA. Its product is annotated as zinc finger protein 525-like. Gene Ontology annotation, cellular component: nucleus. The record is from RefSeq and is a predicted model, not a curated record. Gene Ontology annotation, biological process: regulation of transcription by RNA polymerase II. NCBI's taxonomy places the organism in Eukaryota, Metazoa, Arthropoda, Insecta, Siphonaptera, Pulicidae. Bases 25 to 915 code for a protein of 296 amino acids. The transcript has a single exon. Gene Ontology annotation, molecular function: DNA-binding transcription activator activity, RNA polymerase II-specific; RNA polymerase II cis-regulatory region sequence-specific DNA binding.
CAUUUUCAGUGCAAUUAUCUAAAAAUGUCAGAAGAAACAAUUAUGUCUAUGAAUGAUCAGAAAAUUAAAAUUGAACCACCAGAAUAUUCAAUAGAAGACGUUAAAGGUGAAACUGAUGAUGAAUUUAAUUAUGUCGAUGGUAUUGUUAAGUCUGAGUCGUGUUCUGAAGACAACGAAACUUGCCUGGAAAGAUUUAUGGAUUCCGAGGUGACUAUAGAGGAAGAAGUCAAACAGGAGGUAAUUGAGGCACCCACUAAUAUAGAGCAAUCUUUAAACAUCAAAGAAUUCGAUGAUCCAACACCAAGUAGGUUUGCUCAUUCUGAAAAGCGCUCUCAUAAAUGUGAAUUAUGCGAUAAGGCUUUCACAACACCAUCUAUUAUGAAAAAGCAUAUGCUUACUCAUACAGGAGAGCGUUCCCACAAGUGUGGAACAUGUAAUAAGACUUUCAUAGAAAGCGGUAAUCUAAAAAAGCAUAUACUUGUACAUACCGGAGAACGCCCCCAUAAGUGUGCAAAAUGUGAUAACACAUUUACAACAAUGAGUGCCUUGAAAUCCCACAUGCGUGGUCAUACAGGAGAGCGCCCUUACGAAUGCACGAUAUGCAAUAAAACCUUCGCACAUUUGAUAAAUAAGAAAUACCACAUGCUUACUCAUACUGGAGAACGACCUUACAAAUGUGAAAUGUGUGACAAAGCUUUUCGUUCAUCAUUUACCUUAAAAGGACAUAUACAAACUCAUACUGGAGAACGCCCCUACAAAUGCCAAAUAUGCAAUAAAACAUUCACACGAUCAAGUGACCUGAAAUCACACCUUCUCAUUCAUUCCGAAGAGCGUCCACAUAAGUGUGAAACUUGCAAGAAGGCAUUUAAGCAUUUGCGUGGGUUAAGGAAACAUAUGCUUAUUCAUAAUCGAUAA